UUUUUCAUAGUCGAGUUAUCGACUUUUUUCGAACAAAAUAGUCGACUUCAACUUUUUUCGACAAAAAGUAAAUUGUUCUAUUAUUCGAAAUUCGAUUAUGUUAUAUUAAGAGUUUUUAACAAAAAGUAGCAUAAAUUAGUGAUUUACUACUAAAUUUUGCAACUGUGUUUUUUAUGUACUUCACUUUUUUUUGCUUUUGUUUAUUUUGCCAUAACCUCUCAUAGUGACAGACAGCUGUUGUGUUUUGUUGUUUAUUUGUUGCCGUGUUCUUUUCUUAAUACAAAGUUAGAAAAUUGUUAAAAAAUUUUAAAAAUUCUAAAAAUUAAAUUUAUUUAAAUAAAAAUGGAUAAAAAAGUUCGCCAAGAAUCUACCACUUUAAUAUUUAAAAAUAUACCAAAGCAAAUGGAAGAUUUAACAGGACUUUUAGACAAAUUAAAAUUGCCGGCAAGAGAAGUUAAACCUUUUGGACGCAAACGUGCUUUGAUAAUUUUUCAAGAAAAAAAUGAAGCUGAAAAGGCUUUAAGUGCUCUAAAAGAAUUGGAAUUCAAUGGCAAUUGUUGUAAUAUAGCAAUAUUUUGUAAAGACAAACCUAACAACAAUAGCAUAGAGCAAAAACCCAAAAAUUCUCUAAGAAAAAGCAAUAAAAGUAUACAGACACAAUUGGAAGACACAAAUGGAACACAACAGGCUUUAAAUAAACAACAAGAACAACUUAACAAGUACGUACAAAAGUUAUAUGCUGUAGAAGAUGAAUUGGGUUUUAAUCAGCCUCCUGCUCCCUAUUUGAAAUACACCUAUCCUCCUAUAAAUAAGGAUAUUUUAGAUAAUAUUUGUAUAUCAUUGCUAAGUAAUAAACGUUUCUAUACACAAGUUUUACAUCUAAUGAAUCGUAUGAAUUUGGAGCCACCUUUUAAUAAAAGAAAUUAUAAAUUUACUGCAACUGGUGUGCCAAAGGAGGCACAAACCCAAACAGAUGAAAUACAAAUACAAGAAAAACAAAACUUAACAAUACAAGAAGAAAUUGAAAGUGAAUUGGAAUCCGCAGAAGAAGAUGAACAUAAACCAAAAGCUAAACCUACGCAACAACUAAAAAGAAAACUAAUCGAUCAACCAGAACAAUAUAAGAAAAAAGCACGACAAAUGUUGCUCUCUACACAAAAAUUAAAUAAAGAAACGCACAAAAAACCAGCAAAAACUAAUUUAUCUAUUAAGGAAAUAUUUGAGACAACAGAGCAUAACUUAACUACCAGCAAUAAAAUAGAUAUGCAAUUGAAGUCCAAUAAAAAGGAAACUACCAAAUCCUUAAUAUCAUUACCCUUGAAUUUAAAAACACAAAAACUUCCUCCAGAAGAACUUGAAAAACUAGCCAUUUACAAGAAUUAUCAAAAAGGAUUAAUUAGCAAUAAACUUUAUAUUAAAAAUUUACACAAAGAUGUAACUGCUGAUGAUUUAAAAUUAAUCUAUCAACGUUAUCUUAAGACAGAGGAUCUAAGUUUAGAUAUAAAAGUAAUGCAACAUGGUCGUAUGAAAGGACAAGCUUUUGUUACUUUUCAGGGUCAGGAAAUGGACAUUAUAAAGCCUUUAAUAGCAGAAGCUUUAGAAGAAACUAAUGGUUUUGUAUUACGCGAUAAACCCAUGGUGGUGUGUUAUGGAAAACAAACUUAAAGUAAAAGACAACUUGGUCUUAUCGACACCAUUUAUGUAGAUGGUGGACAACCACAAAAUAAUAAUACUUCCACAAAAUCCAGUAAAUCAAAAUUAUCUCUACAAUCUUAUGAAUAUGUUAUAGCAGUAGAUUUUGAAGCCACAUGCUGG
Messenger RNA from Lucilia cuprina (Australian sheep blowfly), 1815 nucleotides. Its product is annotated as ERI1 exoribonuclease 2-like. The record is from RefSeq and is a predicted model, not a curated record. Bases 343 to 1665 code for a protein of 440 amino acids. Gene Ontology annotation, cellular component: U12-type spliceosomal complex. Gene Ontology annotation, molecular function: U12 snRNA binding; 3'-5'-RNA exonuclease activity; pre-mRNA intronic binding. NCBI's taxonomy places the organism in Eukaryota, Metazoa, Arthropoda, Insecta, Diptera, Calliphoridae. Gene Ontology annotation, biological process: exonucleolytic trimming to generate mature 3'-end of 5.8S rRNA from tricistronic rRNA transcript (SSU-rRNA, 5.8S rRNA, LSU-rRNA); mRNA splicing, via spliceosome. The transcript has 2 exons.